Talaromyces proteolyticus is the source of this 1540-nucleotide messenger RNA. RefSeq names its product F-box domain protein. Lineage: Eukaryota; Fungi; Ascomycota; Eurotiomycetes; Eurotiales; Trichocomaceae. The transcript has 2 exons. Bases 339 to 1427 code for a protein of 362 amino acids. The record is from RefSeq and is a predicted model, not a curated record.
CCAGCCAUGACUGUCCCAUCUUUCAGCGGCCCAGAAGGGUCGCAAAGCUACUAUGCUCAUAAAGUCUCCUCUCCCAUGAUUGUCUUUCACUUCGGAACCCUUGACAGCCCCAAAGAAGGGGUAAUCGUCGUAUAGGUCCUCAACAACAUCGGCGACGGCUUGCGCAUGCUAAAUUAGUAUCGCCAGAGUCGUCAAUUUCUCGCCAUUACAAUCAUACAUUUAGAUUCUCUAUUUAGAGCAAUUCACUUCUAGAAAAGUCAAUCCGUCACUUUAAUCUGAAAGACAUUCAAGACUAUACCAAACUAAGAUAUCCACACCUUCGAGUUCUUAUAUUUACCAUGGGCCUCCAAACUCUACCCACGGAGCUUUUGCUCCAAAUUUUUCGUUCCUGCGAUUCCAUCUCCGAUGUCCUGCAUCUAGCCGCCACCAACCACCGACUGCGCCGUGUCCUGGGCCCAUCAUCCAAAAUCUCAAUUCUUAUGAGUGCUGCAGAUGCAGAAUUUGGUCCUAUACACGAUAUAAUCCAGAUAGUAACCCAAAACGCCAGUCAACCAGCGCAGCUCGUCCGCGAAGCUUCCCUGUCCGAUGCCCUCUUGAAACAGGUGGUCCAAGUCGGCCGCGUGGCCCAGAAGUGGGAAGCUAUAUACCCCGUGAAGAAGUGGAAAAGCGAUUUCGCAAAUCGCCGCUUGUUGACGGAUGAAGAACGCUUUCGUCUGCGGCGCGCGGUUUAUCGGUUAUGGCUAUAUAACCGUGCAUUCCACGUUCAUCAAUUUGACCGCUUCUCUCGUGGCCUGCGCAACGUUGUGGUUGAACGGGCACAAUUGUUGCAUAAUUGGUCAACAGGGGAACUGGCUGAGAUUGAAGAUGUGCGUAUGGUGAUUCAAGAUGUAGUCCAGAACCAUAUUUGUCCCAGUAAUGGCAGCAUUCAACGCAAGUUCCACAAACGCUACCCUGAAAACAUCCACCCGCUCUCUUUCAACAUCCAUCUAAACUACCGUCCUGAGCGAUCUAGCCUCUCCCCCGGAACGUAUUUCGGUCCUCUCGAGAACAAUACUGUGAAUCACGAUACGUUCUUUCACAAUCAUCACAACGCCGCAGCUACACCGUCAAAGUCGUCGUCAUUGGCGUCGAAACUCCGAUCUGAUAUAUUCCAUGACCCCGGUCAGGAAGGCUGGGGCGAUGAGAUUCCGCAUUAUUACAUUGUCCAAGACAUGCUCAAGCUUGAUCCAGGACAGGUAUUGUGGCUGCGAGAUCAUGCCCCUUUGAAAGAGCAUGUCGAAGCGUAUGUGCAGUCCUUGGGCGACUGGUUUCGGAACAACGGAGAGACGUUUGUUGAUACAUUGUUGUGGGUUAUGAAAGAGCGUGGAGAAGACCCGGAAGAGUUCAAGAUGGCGAUAGAGGACCGGGAUAUAGGCAUUGUUGCGUGAUGGAUUUAAUAAGGCUAUAUGGGAAAUUGUUGACGUGUUUUUUCCUUAAUUAGGCGUGAUAUAGAUAUUUAGCAAUCCUGCUCAGCUGGUGCUUAAGGCAUUUGGAGUAAUUC